Messenger RNA from Cryptosporidium ubiquitum, 2736 nucleotides. Its product is annotated as RNA binding protein. The record is from RefSeq and is a predicted model, not a curated record. The coding region runs from base 1 to 2736 and encodes 911 amino acids. Gene Ontology annotation, molecular function: RNA binding; protein binding. The transcript has a single exon. NCBI's taxonomy places the organism in Eukaryota, Apicomplexa, Conoidasida, Eucoccidiorida, Cryptosporidiidae.
AUGGAACACCACAAAUUGAGUCCGGAUAGUGAAUCUGGGGUUAGGCCAGAACUAGAGAAUUUAACAGUUAAAGAGAUUAAUUUGGAAGAUGAAGGGGAGGAGGGAGAGGAAGAGGAGGAGGAGGAGGAGGAGGAGGGGGAGGAGGAAGAUGAUGAGGAAGUAUCUAAGCAUAUAAGUGAGCAGAGAUCUGAAGAGCCAAUGUGCCUAAAUGGACUCAAGGUUAAUGUUACUCGGAAUUUUGUCUCAGAAAAGCAAAAUAAUAUUGGAGAAAAGAACAUUAGUGGCUCUAAGAACAAUAACAAGUCUAUUAAGUCUAACAAAAGUAGAGCUAAUAAUGACAAAUUGGAAGAUCAUUAUCAACGGCAUAUUGUAGAAGAAGAUAAAAAAAGCAAAAAGAAAGAGGAUUUUAAUGAUGAUUACACAUAUAAUAACAGGUUAUCCGACCCAGCAAAGGAAGCUUUGGAACCUUCCAACACAACUAAUAACUCUAGUAAAACGAUUAAUCAAAAUCAAAAUCAAUUCCAAUGUGAUCAGCAAAAUCUCCGGAAUUGUCAUGUUCCAGAAAGUCUUGAAAGGCAGGACCAAAAUAAUACAGUUUUUGAAAAUCCAAAGAAUCAAGAUGAUGGGUCAUCACCAUUAAUAAAAGGAGGUGUUGAUGGCCCUGCCUUGGUUGGCCAUGGAUCUUUAAGCAACUCUAAAAUGACAUAUGAAGAGUCUGGGCGUGACAUUGUCCAAGACGAUAACUCAAUUUCACUUAAAGGAAUAGUCCGAACAUCAGAAUCCGAUAGACUUAACCACCGUCUUUGUAAAGCUGUAAAUGCAGCAUCCCACGCUGGAAGUAGUGGCAAUAUUGAUCCAAUUGUAUUUUGCACACCACAUAACUUUGGAACUGGUUAUUUUACAGUUCCUAAUGCUUAUCCUGCCCCCAAUGUCGAGAUAAAGCUGUUUGUGGGUAGGGUUCCAAGAAAUAUUGAGGAAGAUGAUCUCCGGGAUCUAUUUAAGUUGUAUGGCCGAGUUGUAAAUGUGUCCGUGAUCCGAGAAAAGAGUACUGGAAUCCAUAGAGGAGCAGCUUUAGUUACUAUGGAAUCAGUUGCACAGGCGGAUUUUGCUAUUCGCGAACUCAAUUCUAUUAAAGUUUUAGACGAACUAAGAGGACCUCUAAAAGUACAAUACUCCACUGGUGAACCUGAAAGGUUGGGGUUCGAAAGUGAAUCUUGUAUUCCAGGAGUCGAUCAAGUUAAAUUGUUUGUCGGAGCUCUCCCCAAAAAUAUUACAGAAGAAGAGAUUAAGGAAUUGUUUUCUCCAUAUGGUUUAAUCAAUGAAAUCUUCAUCAUGAGGGAGCCUCAUUCCGGAAUGGGAAAAGGUUGUGCCUUUGUUAAAUAUGCUUUUAAAGAACAGGGACUAUUUGCUAUCAAGUCUCUGCAUGGGGCCUUAACUCUUACAGAUGUUAAUAGGCCCAUUGAAGUCCGUUUUGCAUCUAAAAAUCACCAAUCUUCAAACAGCUCAUUAAUGGCUCAUGGGGCUCAUUUAUCUUUUGGAGCAGCAGCUCUCAACUUUAAUGGUCAUUUUAACUUUGCACAUCACCCAAUGCAAAAACUCCAUUCUCCCAGAAUAGUUGGAGCAGGUAGUAACGUCAAUAAUGUUUUGUGUAAUGCUAGCACAUUAGCUUCUUCAACCUCACCAAUGUCUCAACAAGCCUCUAGCAGCUCAAAGCCUUCAGUUGGAAUCGGAGGAUCAGCUUACCAAUUUCAUAACCAUCAUUCAGGGCAACAUUUUAUUGGAUGUAACUCAAAAGGUUUAUCGCAAAGUUCAGGUCAUCAUCCAUUAGCUGAACAGUUGCACAUUGGCUCAUUCACUGGGGGAGCCAAUACCGUACAAACAGGCCAUCACCAUCCUUCGUGCGGAAGAGCAAUUACACUUUUUGAUCAUAAUGGGGUGGCCGUAGCAACAACCACUUCCACAGCUGCAAUGUUCUCUCGUUCACGUGCUGUUGGACUUUCAAUGCCAACCUCUACUACUAGUGCCACGGCUGCAGCUGCCAUUACUGCCAAUUUAAUGCCAAGAUGUAUUGGUAUGUGGAAAGAAUACUUUACUUCUGAUGGUAAACCAUAUUACCAUAAUGAAUUAACGCAGGUAACGCAAUGGGAGAUUCCUCCAGAAUUUUUGAGCUUUCGUCCAAGUUUUUCCAGAGAAGUUGUUGGUCCACCUGGAGCCAACAUCUUCAUUUUUAAUGUUCCAUAUGAGUGGGAUAAGAAGAGUCUUGUUGGACUUUUUUGCCGUUUUGGCAACAUCUUAUCCGCUCAUCUUAUGGUAGACAAGACCAGUGGCCGGAAUAAGGGAGUGGCAUUUGUCUCCUAUGAUAAUGUUCACUCUGCGGCUGAGGCUGUUAACCAUAUGAAUGGGUUCAUUACAGAACAAGGAAGAAAACUCAAAGUUUCCAUAAAACAAGGCCAAGAACACUUCGUACAGCAUUUAUUAAAAAAUAACUUGCCUCAGGGAGGAUAUGGCCAAAUGGGUUAUAUGGAGAGCUCUCAAAAUAAUAUUAUUCAGAAUGAUUCAAUUACCAACACCAUUCCCCAAAAUUGUAAUAAUGAUAAUAAUGAUAAUAAUAAUAUUAAUAAUAAUAAUAAUAUUAAUAAUAAUAAUAAUAAUAAUAAUGAUGUUAAUGUUAAUAGUAACAAUAGUAGUAAUAGCAAUGAUAGCAACCACAACUCCAGUUCUGGACCAUCCUCUUAA